GUCGGCCUCGGGCAUAGGCGGCGCGCGCGCACCUCACGUCGCUACAGUGAAAGGCCGCAUGACUCACAGCCACGCCAGACAUGAACGAGUACGCCGAAUACGACUGGAGGUUGCAGCAGAUGCAGAACGAGCGCCUCUGUGACGUAUCCAGAAAGAGACUCACCGACGGAGACAGGCAACGGGCCCUCGACGGGCUAAAAGAGGCCGUCGACUCGAGUCUCAACCUCGCCCUGCGCGACAAGAGUCGAUGUCAAGAUGACAACUUUUUGCGGCGGUUUCUAUACGCGCGCAAACACGACGUGCAGCAGAGUUUUGAGCUGCUAGUUCGCUACCACCAGUACCGGCGCGAACACCCCGAGCUGUGGGCGGUGGCGGACGGCGGUGUACUACGGGCCCUGGCCGACGGUCUUCCGGGCGUGCUCUCGCAGCGUGACCGGCGCGGCAGGUGCGUGCUGCUCAUGUUUGCGUCCAACUGGACGCCGCACGCGUGCCCGUUGCUCUCCGUCUACCGGGCGUUGUUGCUCACGCUGGAGCGGACGCUAAACGAAGUUCAAAAUCAAGCCAACGGCUAUGUUAUUAUUGUGGAUUGGACCGAGUUUACAUUCAAACAGUCGUGCAGUUUGCAAGCAAAAGUUUUAAAGUUAAUGAUCGACUGCCUUCAGGACUGUAUGCCGGUUCGGUUUAAGAGCAUACAUUUUAUUGGACAACCUUGGUACGUAGAGACCGCCCUAGCUGUAAUAAAACCCUAUUUGAAAGCGAAGACGAGGGAAAGAAUUGUAUUACACGGAAAUAAUCUAUCGACGCUACACGAUGCGUUACCUCUCGACAUUCUUCCUGCAGAGCUGGGCGGAGAGGGACCUUCCUACAAUUCGGAACGUUGGCUAAAGGAAUUUUGUCAGUAUGAAAACAUUGAUCCGUCCCCGGUACCGACGAUAAAAACAACUGCACCCCAAGAUAACGAAUUACCGGCUGCUAAACUGGACAAGGCAUACAUACAUAAAGAUAAUCAAAAUUUUUCGUUCCAUAGCAACGAGAAAGGAGCCAAAUCAGAAUUGUUGCGUGAUAAAGACUGACCUUUCAGUGCAUCGCGAGCACUGUUGUUACAAGGGACAGAUGUGCUGGCCCCACCUUCGCCAGGUGUUUUCGUACAUUGUAAUAUGUAUUUUGUGAUAUCCAGUGUUUUAAAAACUAUUGAUUCGUUAACGCCCGGGACCAAAACUAGUUUUUCGAAAGCAAGUGUGUGGUGAAAUACGAUAUCUCAGUCAUAAGGUUUCAGAAUUAAGUGAUGACAUUUAGUCAAUCUGCUUUAACGUUUAUCUGAACUGUAUUGACCUCGCUUAGUGCAUGUAAAGAUUAUUAAUUAUGCAUUCGGAUGUCAUCUUCAAGUUAAGUAGGAGUAACCUCGAAUACUUCCGCGUGGGCCUAACGGUUCUGAGCUCUCAUUUUAAAAUAUUCAUUCAUGUCCAUAUUAUGUAUGUAGAGUCACUUUUACUGGAAAACAUGACUCAUAUGUAUAUAAAUCUUCUAUGAAUGUAUUCUGCUUGUAUCAUAAAAGUAAUAUGUUGUGAUAAUUCAUAACUAUUAUACAACGUGAUUGAAUAUUAUUGCUGUUGAUAAUUUGUGAGGCUUGUUGCGCAUUUACUAUUGUUAAGUUCUCAAAAAGUCGAUGCGAUAUGUCCGAAAUGGUCUUCGUUAUACAAAGUGAUUUGAAUUCUAUGUAUGUUUGGAUACGAAUGGGACAGUAUUAAAUUAUUUAAAUUUCGUGUCCGCUAGUGUUGAGUGCUCAUUGUUUAGUUUUAUUUGCGUAUUGUGUGAGGACGCUGUAUCGAAUGUUGUCACAUGUCUAUCUCCAUGCUCUCUUAGGAUAAGUUUUAUUCAGACGCUUGUCAGAAAGUCGAAUAUAUUCAAUGUAUCUCAGUUUUUUUCUGCUUAUUAAUACAUUAUAUGUAAAUAUGUCAAAUUUUCGACGCUUAGAACCUGAUAUUAUGAAUUACAUAAUUAAUUAU
Papilio xuthus (Asian swallowtail) is the source of this 2006-nucleotide messenger RNA. Its product is annotated as clavesin-2. Gene Ontology annotation, cellular component: membrane. The coding region runs from base 81 to 1073 and encodes 330 amino acids. The record is from RefSeq and is a predicted model, not a curated record. Gene Ontology annotation, molecular function: phosphatidylinositol bisphosphate binding. The transcript has a single exon. NCBI's taxonomy places the organism in Eukaryota, Metazoa, Arthropoda, Insecta, Lepidoptera, Papilionidae.